Molecule: messenger RNA, 487 nt
Organism: Rhincodon typus (whale shark)
Lineage: Eukaryota; Metazoa; Chordata; Chondrichthyes; Orectolobiformes; Rhincodontidae
Product: lethal(3)malignant brain tumor-like protein 3
Exons: 5
Biological process (GO): regulation of DNA-templated transcription
Cellular component (GO): nucleus
Molecular function (GO): zinc ion binding
Source: RefSeq, a predicted model, not a curated record
AUGCCACUAGUCCUUACAUUCACCCAGUGGGAUGGUGCCUGCAGCAGGGGAAAACCCUUACAAAACCCCCAGAUUAUCAUGAUCCUAAACGGUUUACAUGGGAGAAGUACUUGGAAGAAACAAAUUCUCUGCCUGCUCCUGCACGGGCAUUUAAAUCACGCCCCAUGCAUGGAUUUCUACCAAACAUGAAACUUGAGGCUGUUGAUAAGCGGAAUCCAAUGCUGAUUAGAGUAGCAACAGUUGUAGACACGGAUGAUCACAGAGUAAAGAUACAUUUUGAUGGCUGGAACUAUGAUUAUGAUUACUGGAUUGAUGCUGAUAGUCCUGAUAUCCAUCCUGCAGGCUGGUGUGCUAAAACUGGACACCCUCUUCAACCACCUAUCAGCCCAUUAGACUUGGUGGAAGCUUCUGAGCAAGGAGGAUGUCCCACUCCAGGAUGUAAAGGGAUUGGACAUAUAAAAGGAGUGAAACAUUCAGGUCAUCACAG